CUUCCGCUACUCGCUCCUAUACUGAUGGCGUACUUGAGACCGCCGCCGACGACGACAAAGCUGGCUGCGUGCUGCUUCGGGCUGGGCGCGUUUCCUUUUGAUCGCCCGGUUCGUUCCCCGAUAGGAACGAAUAGGGUUGGCAAUAGCAGGCCCGCAGCAAAUUGCGAAAUGUGGCUCCCACUGACAGGCCCGCUGCGAUGGACCACGCUUGUCAUUCGCGCUCCCGGCCUGGCUUCUGGCGCAAGAUGCAAGACUGGGCGACGCCAACGCGACCACCACGCCGGCGGACCCAACGCCCACGGAUCACCGCUCACACUCCCAAGCUCUUGCAGACUGCACGCCGCGCCUGCGAAGGUCGCGGGGCAGCAGACUCAGAACCUCGCCGCGGGAGCCUUUCAGGGUCUCGACAGCGGGCGUGUAGGCAUAGCGGACAUGCCCUCGCCAGAGAGCACCACUAGCGGCCACACAGCUGAUGGCGACGUCGCUGCAGCCACCGCUCUGAUCGACGCCGCCCUGCGGAAAGGGCUUGACGACAUGUCCACCUCCUGUUGCGGCCGACCAGUCGCCAGAUCGCCCGCAGUCGAUACAGAUUGCUGUGCUCGCUAUUGGCAGUGCGCCGCCAGAAGGCCGCUGGCGACUCUCGGGCCUCAGUGGACAGACGACGCCCGGCGGCAGCCGCAUGUCAUACCGUAUGCGUCCGCAGUUGCGCACGCCUGA
This is a messenger RNA of Lindgomyces ingoldianus, 717 nucleotides long. RefSeq lists its product as uncharacterized. The record is from RefSeq and is a predicted model, not a curated record. Lineage: Eukaryota; Fungi; Ascomycota; Dothideomycetes; Pleosporales; Lindgomycetaceae. Bases 25 to 717 code for a protein of 230 amino acids. The transcript has a single exon.